Molecule: messenger RNA, 1605 nt
Organism: Microthlaspi erraticum
Lineage: Eukaryota; Viridiplantae; Streptophyta; Magnoliopsida; Brassicales; Brassicaceae
Source: the annotation of a GenBank genome assembly
AUGGCAAGGGAUCAGUUACAAGUGUUGAACGCACUUGAUGUAGCGAAGACGCAAUGGUACCAUUUCACGGCGAUCAUAAUCGCCGGAAUGGGAUUCUUCACCGACGCCUACGACCUCUUCUGCAUCUCUCUCGUCACCAAGCUCCUAGGCCGCAUUUACUACCACGUUGAAGGCUCCCCGAAGCCUGGAACUCUCCCUCCUAAUGUCGCUGCCGCAGUCAACGGCGUUGCCUUCUGUGGCACGCUAGCAGGUCAGCUCUUUUUCGGGUGGCUCGGUGAUAAGCUCGGGAGGAAGAAAGUCUACGGCAUGACGUUGAUGGUCAUGGUUCUUUGCUCAAUAGCAUCCGGUCUCUCUUUCGGACACGAGCCAAAAGCCGUGAUGGCCACGCUCUGUUUUUUUAGGUUUUGGCUUGGAUUUGGGAUUGGUGGUGACUACCCUUUAUCCGCGACGAUCAUGUCUGAGUACGCUAACAAGAAGACUCGCGGCGCGUUUAUCGCUGCCGUUUUCGCUAUGCAAGGGUUCGGGAUCAUGGCUGGUGGCAUUUUCGCUAUCAUUAUCUCCUCCGCUUUUGAAGCAAAGUUCCCUUCCCCAUCUUAUGCGGAGGAUGCCUUGAGAUCCACGAUUCCUCAGGCUGAUUUAGUAUGGAGGAUUAUCCUGAUGGUCGGUGCUAUCCCGGCGGCGAUGACUUAUUACUCGAGGUCUAAGAUGCCGGAAACCGCAAGAUACACAGCUUUGGUUGCUAAGAAUGCAAAGCAGGCGGCUUCGGACAUGUCUAAGGUUCUGCAAGUGGAGAUAGAGGAAGAACAGGGGAAAGUAGAAGAGAACUCAAGAGAUAAAUCCAAAUCCUUUGGCUUGUUCUCCAAGGAAUUCAUGAAACGCCAUGGACUUCAUUUACUCGGUACUACGUCCACUUGGUUCCUUCUUGACAUCGCUUUCUACAGUCAAAACCUUUUCCAAAAGGAUAUCUUCAGCGCAAUCGGGUGGAUUCCUCCGGCUCAAACCAUGAAUGCGAUUGAAGAAGUUUUCAAGAUUGCACGUGCGCAAACCCUAAUCGCCUUGUGUAGCACGGUACCUGGUUAUUGGUUCACGGUGGCGUUCAUUGACGUCAUUGGAAGAUUCGCGAUUCAGUUAAUGGGUUUCUUCUUCAUGACGGUGUUUAUGUUUGCUCUGGCUAUUCCUUACAACCACUGGACUCACAAAGAGAAUCGUAUCGGAUUCGUGGUCAUGUACUCGUUAACAUUCUUUUUCGCUAACUUUGGACCCAAUGCUACAACCUUCGUUGUGCCGGCCGAGAUCUUCCCUGCAAGAUUUAGAUCCACGUGCCAUGGUAUCUCUGCAGCAUCAGGAAAGUUAGGAGCAAUGGUUGGUGCGUUUGGAUUCUUGUACUUGGCGCAGAGCCCAGACAAGACCAAGACAGACAAAGGAUACCCUCCAGGGAUUGGGGUCAGGAACUCGCUUCUAGCGUUGGGUGUGGUUAACUUUUUGGGUAUACUCUUCACUUUCUUGGUGCCUGAAUCUAAAGGGAAGUCUCUUGAGGAAAUGUCCGGUGAAAAUGAGGAGAAUGAGAACAGCAACAGCGAUACUAGAACGGUCCCAAUAGUUUAG